AUGAACUUUCCUGCAUCAGUCUACAACAAUGUUCCGUUGCUGACCUUCACUAUAGUGGAAAUACCCUCACGUGGUCGAACUCAUCUAUCUAAGAAGCUGGAUCGUGUUCUCUGCAAUGAAGAAUGGUUGGAAUGCUUCCCUGAGUCUAUAGCUGUCUUUGGAAAACCUGGAAUCUCAGACCACAGCCCUUGCUGCACUUUCCUCGACCAGCUCAAGCCUCCUCAGAAACGGCCUUUCAGGUUCUUUUCUCACUUAAACCAUCAUCCGGAUUUCCACAAUCUCGUCGGAGCAGUCUGGAACUCCCUGCCCAUCCUUGGCUCUAAGCAAUUAUGUGUGUCGAAAAAACUGAAAGAAAUGAAGGCUUUCAUUCGAACCUUUAACAAGGAAAAUUUUUCAGAGAUAGAGAAGCGCGUUCAAGAAGCCUUUGACCAUUUAACAGACUGCCAGCAUGCCUCCCUCUCUGCUCCAACCUCCCUUACUGCUGCUGCCGAGAAAUCAGCCCACGACAAAUGGUACACCUUAGCCAAGGCUGAGGAUAAAUUCCUCAGGCAAAGAACAAGAGUUCAAUUGUCAGUUGAUGGAGACGCUGGUAAUUACUUCCAGAACCCGUUGGGAGGUGUCAACACGCCAACAACUUCGUCUCCUCCUGACAUUGCGUCAAUUAUGCAAGUUAAAUGCUCUGCUGAAGCGGUCACCUCUCUUGCAGCUCUGUUCUCUGACCUUGACAUUGAGAAGGCUUUCUUAUCCCUCCCUAUGAACAAGUCCCCUGGUCCUGACGAUUACCCAGCCGAAUUCUUCACUGGAAAUUGGAGGGUGGUUGGGCGUGAUAUGAUAGCUGCUGUGAAGGAAUUCUUGAGCACAGGUGAGUUGUUACAGCAAUGGAAUGCAAUCCUCCUUAUUCUGGUUCCUAAAAAAGUCAAUGCAAACAAGAUCACUGAGUUCAGACCCAUCGCCUGCUGCAAUACGGUGUACAAAGUGGCUUCGAAGUUGCUAGCCAACAGGCUGAAAGAUCAUCUCUCGACGCUAAUUUCCACUUCUCAGUCAGCCUUUGUCCCCGGUCGCUUGCUGGUGGAAAAUGUGCUCUUGGCUACGGAACUUGUCUCAGGGUACAACUGGAAAAAAAUCACCAAGCGUUGCAUGCUCAAGGUUGAUUUCCAGAAGGCUUUUGAUACCUUGGACUGGGAUUUUGUUCUCUAUACCCUGGAAGCGCUUGAGUUCCCCUUAAUCUUCCGGAACCUGAUCAAGAAAUGCCUAACUACUACGCGCUUCUCUGUUGCCAUAAAUGGAGAACCUUGUGGCUACUUCAAAGGCACCAUAGGGCUUAGACAGAGCGACCCUCUUUCGCCAUAUCUCUUUGUCCUUGCUCUGGAAGUCUUUACUCAACAGCUAAAGAGGAAAUAUAUUGACGGGUCCAUUGGCUUUCACCCCCAACACUUCCUCUCUCAAGCUGAUUCUGUAAGAUGCAUUGCUGAUACAAUGGAGGAGUUUGAUCUUUGGUCGGGUUUAAGGAUGAACAAGUCAAAGACAGAGCUGUACACUGCUGGUCUGAACAACGCUGAAACCUUGGAGAUCUCCCGGCUUGGAAAGCUAAGGCUCACUGAUUACAGGCCGCUAAUCGAUAGGAUAUCAUCAAACUUCAACACCUGGUCGGCUAAAGCCCUGUCGUUUGCAGGGAGAAGACAGCUCCUGUCCUCUGUGAUCUAUGGCUCCAUCAACUUCUGGACUACAGCUUUUAUCCUCCCUAAAAACUGUAUUAAAAAGGUGGAAUCUAUGUGCUCUCAGUUUCUUUGGGGUGGCACUGAAACGAAGAAAAGCAUUGCUAAAGUGGCCUGGAAGACUGUAACUCUCCCCAAGAGUGAAGGAGGUCUUGGACUCCGUGAUAUUUGUCGUUGGAAUAAAACUCUCUACCUCAAGCUGAUUUGGAGGCUAUUCACAACUAAGGUGAAGGAGUACAGAAUCAAAGGUGAAAACUUAUGGGCUAUGGAUGUCACCAAAUGCAUAUCUUCUUCAUGGCACUCUCUCCUCUCCCUGCAAGGGCUUGCUGCUCGUUUCCUGAAGGCAAAAAUGGGUAAUGGUCAGCAGUUAAGCUUCUGGUAUGAUCAGUGGACGCCUCUUGGACCCCUUAUCAAUCGAUUUGGUACGGUAGGCCCAAGAGAAUUGCAGAUUUUCGUGCUAGCUUCUGUUGCGCAGGCCUGCAAUAAUGAUGGUUGGCUUCUCAGAGGAGCCCGGUCUCCGGCUGCAGAAGAACUCUAUACGUACCUUACCACAAUUCCUCUCCCUUCGCUGAGUACUAUAGAUAACACCUUUGUGUGGAAGAUAGAUGGCAAUGAAUCGCAACAAUUUUCCACGAGUAAGACUUGGAGUAUGGUGAGAAACAGAUCUUUGGAACAGAGAUGGACUCAAAACAUUUGGUUCAAAGGCCACAUUCCUACGCAUGCUUUCACUGCCUGGGUGGCUCACCAGAAUCGAUUACCUACAAGAUCACGACUAGUAGAUUGGGGUAUGAAUAUCCCCUCCCCUUGUUGCUGUCUCUGUAGCAUUGAAAUCGGAAGCACAGACCACCUUUUCCUUCAGUGUGAGAUUACGAAGAGAGGAUUCCACACCUGGACUGCUUUCUCUGAAUGGAUGGGAAUAAGAGAUUGGGUAGUGAGUUUAACGCUCAAGCGUGCUGUUGCUCAGGCCACCAUAUCAAGCUUAUGGACAGAGAGAAACAAGAGAUUGCAUGAUGGAGUCUCACAAACGCCAGCGAUAAUCUUCAAGAGAAUUGAUCGUAUCAUCAGAGACGCGAUCUGA
This is a messenger RNA of Brassica napus (rape), 2793 nucleotides long. RefSeq lists its product as uncharacterized. The record is from RefSeq and is a predicted model, not a curated record. The coding region runs from base 1 to 2793 and encodes 930 amino acids. Lineage: Eukaryota; Viridiplantae; Streptophyta; Magnoliopsida; Brassicales; Brassicaceae. The transcript is spliced from 6 exons.